AUGGACCUCCUGCACAGUGUGGGGGUCCAGACCACCUGCUAUCUGCAAGAGAACUUGAUGGACUUCCGGGACUGGUUCCUCUUCAUCUCGGCUGCUGCCGACCUCCGAACCACUUUCUUUGUCUUCUUCCCCAUCUGGUUCCACCUCAAGGAGGCUGUGGGGAUCCGGUUGAUCUGGGUGGCUGUGAUUGGUGAUUGGCUCAACCUGAUUUUCAAGUGGAUCCUCUUUGGACAGAGACCCUACUGGUGGGUAUAUGAGACAGAUUUCUAUGGCAGCGCGCCACCCCCGGUGAUCCAGCAGUUUCCCAUCACCUGUGAGACUGGUCCAGGCAGCCCUUCCGGCCACACCAUGGGGUCCUCUGGGGUCUACUAUGUCCUGGUGACAGCACUGCUAGCCCAGCUAUCGCCACUGCAGCAAAACACCUCGAUCGCCAGGUGUCUGCAUGGCAUCCUCUGGGCAGGAUUCUGGGCUGUGCAGGUGUGUGUCUGUUUAUCCCGAGUCUUCCUUGCUGCCCACUUUCCACACCAGGUGAUCACCGGGGUUGUCUCAGGGAUGGUGGUGGCAGAGGUUUUCGUGCACGUCCGCUUUAUCUACAAUGCCAGUCUGUGGCAAUACGUGGGCACCACCCUCUUCCUCUUCAGCUUUGCCCUGGGUUUCUACCUGCUGCUCAAUAUAUUGGGUGUGGACCUCCUGUGGACCUUAGAGAAGGCCAACAAGUGGUGUGAACGACCAGAGUGGGUCCAUAUUGACACCACACCAUUUGCCAGCUUGCUUCGCAAUCUGGGCAUCCUCUUUGGUCUGGGGGUCGGCCUCAGCUCUCCCACGUACGCAGAAAGCUGCAGAGGGAAGCGAGGCCAACGGUGGACUUUCCGCCUCUGCUGCAUCUUUACCUCCUUGUUCGUCCUGCACCUCUUUGAUUCCUUUGAACUACCCACCAGCAGGGAGCAUCUCUUCUACGUUCUCACCUUCUGCAAGAGCUCCUGUGCCUACAUCUGUGCUGUGGCCCUGAUCCCCUGCGGCAUCUCCUGGCUUCUACAGCAGGUGGAGAAGAAAGACUUGUAG
Euleptes europaea (tarantolino) is the source of this 1062-nucleotide messenger RNA. RefSeq names its product glucose-6-phosphatase catalytic subunit 1-like. The record is from RefSeq and is a predicted model, not a curated record. Gene Ontology annotation, cellular component: membrane. Gene Ontology annotation, molecular function: glucose-6-phosphatase activity. NCBI's taxonomy places the organism in Eukaryota, Metazoa, Chordata, Lepidosauria, Squamata, Sphaerodactylidae. Gene Ontology annotation, biological process: gluconeogenesis; glucose 6-phosphate metabolic process. Bases 1 to 1062 code for a protein of 353 amino acids. The transcript has 5 exons.